Trichosurus vulpecula (common brushtail) is the source of this 1305-nucleotide messenger RNA. It is a transcript of the gene SULT2B1, whose product is annotated as sulfotransferase family 2B member 1. Gene Ontology annotation, molecular function: sulfotransferase activity. Lineage: Eukaryota; Metazoa; Chordata; Mammalia; Diprotodontia; Phalangeridae. The transcript is spliced from 10 exons. The coding region runs from base 1 to 1305 and encodes 434 amino acids. The record is from RefSeq and is a predicted model, not a curated record. Gene Ontology annotation, biological process: sulfation. Gene Ontology annotation, cellular component: cytoplasm.
AUGGGGACCACUGAGCCAGGGAGAGGCUCUGAAGGUGAUGUCUACAAAGAAGCUGGGACCAAUCAGGCCCAGCUAAGGCUCUAUGACGUCACCAGUCACCGGGCAGACUCUUGUCACUGCAGCCGAGAGCCCUCCUCCCUCAGGCCCCCACCCCCUCUGCCACUACACCGUCAGCCCUGUGGGGAGGGGGAGAGGCGGGGGAAGGGGGGGGCUUCUGUGGGAGCCCUUCAGAGAUACCCAGCCCCUCCCUGGAGGUGCUCAGGGGCGGGGCACGGCGUGGGUAGCAGCCAGAGGAACCGGCUGAGCCCUACCCCGCCCAGCCUGAGUUCAAGCACGGGGACCCCCUCCACCAUGGAAGGAAUUGUGACGUCCCAAAUCUCGGACCUUUUUGAGCUGGCUACCAAAGUGAGACCUCAGAUAACCGGAGAGUACUUCAAAUACAAGGGCAUCAACUUCCCCAAGGGCCUCUACAGCCCAGAGGCCAUAAGCUAUGUCGAGAAGGACUUGAAAGUCAGGGAUGAUGACACCUUCAUUGUCACCUACCCCAAGUCAGGUACCACUUGGAUGAUUGAGAUUCUGAGCCUAAUGCUAAAGGAUGGGGAUCCCUCCUGGGCUCGCUCAGUCCCCAACUGGGAGCGGGCCCCCUGGUGUGAAACUGUCCAGAGCAACUUAAUCAUCUCUCGAAUGACCAACCCCCGCCUCCUCACCUCCCACCUCCCCAUUCAGUUCUUCUCCCGGGACUUUUUCAACUCCAAAGCCAAGGUAAUCUACGUGGGCCGCAAUCCCCGAGACAUCCUGGUCUCCCUCUACUACUAUCACAAGAUCGCGGGGCACCUCAAGGACCCGGGGAGCCCAGACCAAUUCUUUCAGGAUUUUCUCAAUGGAGAAGUACAAUUUGGCUCCUGGUUUGAUCACAUAAAGGGAUGGAUGCGAAUGGAGGGAAAGGACAACUUUUUGUUUAUCACUUAUGAAGAACUGCAAGAGGAUCUCCGGGGCUCCGUGAAGCGCCUCUCUGAAUUCCUGGGCCAUCCUUUGGAGGAGGAGGCCCUGGAUUCCGUGGUGCGGAACUCAGCCUUUGGGGCCAUGAAAGAGAAUACCAUGUGUAAUUAUACGUUGUUGCCCUCCACCCUAUUGGAUCAACGCAAGGGGGCUUUCCUCCGGAAAGGGGUAUGUGGUGACUGGAAGAACCAUUUCACUGCAACCCAGUGUGAAAUCUUUGACCGAGUAUAUGAAGAGAAGAUGCAGGGACUGAAGACCACCUUCCCUUGGGACAAAGACCCUACGGACACCAGCCCCGCCCUGUAA